Molecule: messenger RNA, 2183 nt
Organism: Microplitis mediator
Lineage: Eukaryota; Metazoa; Arthropoda; Insecta; Hymenoptera; Braconidae
Exons: 3
Coding region: 234-2183 (649 amino acids)
Source: RefSeq, a predicted model, not a curated record
UAUUUAUAAAAGAGCGUGCGGUGAAUUACACGUACAUGGAUAUUAGUUAUGAAUUUUUUAAUAUCAACGCUAGUACUUCACGCGAUGUUGAAUAGCAAUAUGUUAAAUAAGGCAACGAUUGUUCAAAUACAAGUAUUUUUGCAAACUUUGUUGAACAUACAACAACUAAAACAAAUCCUUGCAAUAAUUCAACACUUAAUACUCCACAUGUACAUUAAAGAAAUUUAAUCAUAAUGAAAUGGUUUAUAAAAAUUUUGUGGCUUAUGUACCUGAUUAUCAACAAUAAAAUUGACAUAGGAAAUGGUCUAGUACCUCCAUAUUCUUUAGAAAUUCAAAAGCAAAUGGGAGAGACACUUGAGUCAUGUUUCUCUGAUCGUCUUAAUACUGUCAUUACAACAGCAGACUUGAUUGAUGUAUACCAGCAAGCAUCAUGGCACUCGAUUAAUUUAAACGUGAUUAUAAUUGACGAUAACUAUAAAUCAAAUAAUACACUACUAUUUCCUAAUUCAUUACCAAGCUACAUAUUGCCAGCGAAUUCAGUUCAAAAACUUGAAGCUACUCUACACAAAUUAAAGUCCUUGCCGUCGUGGAAUAUCGCGUCACUAUUUUUAAUCAUCAGCAGUAGUGACAACAAGAACUGUGAUGACGAUGCGUCAUCAAAAGUGCUGGAAUUGCUAUGGGAAAUGGAUUUACUGUCAUCAUUUUACAUUUGUCCUGAUCAGCCUACUGCUGGAAAUGACGACACAAAGCUCAUAUUGAUAUAUACUUACAAUCCAUUUACAAAUUACGCACCCUAUCCGUGGCAAGAAGUAUUCCCUUUGGUUGAUAAACCUAAUGAGCGAUGGACGCUCUUUAAGCAGCCAUAUCUCAAAGAAAAAAUAACAUGCCCCAAUGUUACCUUCGAUAAAACGAAAUUUCUCAAUGGCCAUCCUAUAACUGUCAUAGGUAACCCUAUUCUGAAGUCAAACUUUACUUCUAAUAAAAUCUACAACGUCACCAGUUUACAAGAUAAAUUUCCCUACGGAUACGCAAUAUUUUUUCGUACAUUAUUCACUUAUCUAAAUGUAACUCCGUUAAUUAAUUACGAGCACUACAGUCUUUACGCUAAAAAUCCAACCGACGGUUUUGUUUCCGUUUUCGUUAAUACUUCCCACGAUCUCGGUAUGAAUAAACGAUUUCUUAGUGACUCUUUCGAUCAUCGCGUUGAUGUUUUGAAUUCGUAUAUGGAAAAUGGCUUUUUAAUCCUCACGCAAAAGCGCAGCUUCAUCUCUGCUUUUGAUGAAGUUUUCAAUAGUAAUAAUUACCGAAUAAUCGUCAUAAUAUUUAUUGUAUUAUUUAUUACAUUUUUAAUCAUUACUGUUAAUAAUAAUUAUCAGUAUGGUAAAGCACUUAUAGAUAUUCUAAGACUAAUUAUUAGCACAAGUUUAAUUACUCCUUUGGAUAAAUUGUCUUUGCGUAUUAUUUUUUUAGUAAGCUUUUUAUCGGUAUUUACUUGGGUUCCUACAAUUCAAGGAAAUAUUUCAGCAUCUUUAGCUAAACCCGAAAGACGAAACGUAAAUGUGCUAAGAGAUUUACUUGAAUUAAAGUAUCAUGUUUAUUAUAAUCCAGUGUUGCAUAGUAGUAUUAUUAGUCUUGGAUUGUGGUCAAUUUCGGAUCAAAAUAAAUAUUUACAUACUAUUGAUUACUCUAAUUUCGAUUGUUACGAUAAAGUUUUAAAUGAUUCAAGUAAUGCUUGCAUUGCAUUUAGUGUUCGUCAAUUAGAUGCGGCAUUAAAAUAUAAUUUGUAUGUUUCACAUAAUUUAAGAUUCAAAUCAUAUUUUGAAUACUCGACGAGAAUUAAUUGGUCAUUGAAAAAAAAAAUUGAAAAAUAUGCUGUGAGGUUGAAACAAUUUGGAAUUCUUGAUUAUUGGGAUAACCAGGGAUUAUAUAUUCCGUUAAGAAAAAUUAAAAUGAUUGAAAAUAUUGAAACUGCAACACAGUAUAAACAAUUGGCAAUUGAUGAUCUAUUAUUUGCGUUUAUUUUUUUAGCAGGUGGUUUGUUUAUUUCGGGAAUAGCUUUUGGGAUUGAAUGGGUGGUAAAUUUUGCUUAUAGUAACUUGGGUACUCGGAAAAGACUAUUCAACUUAAGACAAAAAUUAGUUUUUGUUGAUGGCAGAAUUUUUGUUUCCAAUGAAUAUGUUUAG